AUGAGCAUUAGAAUCAUUAGAUAUAACAGAGGCAGUGAUACGUUUUAUAGACCUGGUGAUAAAAAUAAUAAUUUUGAAUUAUUGGACUCUAGUAGUGAUGAAGAUGAAAGUAGUGAAGGUGAAUUGAUAGAAAGUGAUACUGAAAAUAAGAUUGUAGAAUCAUCUGAAUCAGAAAUAGAAUCAGUAACUGAAAGUGAUAUGGAUAGCAAAGAUGAAUAA
This is a messenger RNA of Cetraspora pellucida, 219 nucleotides long. The record is from the annotation of a GenBank genome assembly. Lineage: Eukaryota; Fungi; Glomeromycota; Glomeromycetes; Diversisporales; Gigasporaceae.